CUGUCUACUCUCUUCUUCUUCACAAAACCCUAGCUAAACUCUCUCCAAGGAUUAUUGAGUGUCAACAAUGGACGGAGUUUCUUACCAGCGAUUCCCGACCAUAAAGAUCCGAGAAGUGAAAGAUGAUUACUGCAAGUUCGAGCUCAGGGACACAGAUGCAAGCAUGGCCAACGCCCUCCGUCGAGUCAUGAUCGCAGAAGUCCCAACCAUCGCCAUUGAUCUCGUCGAAAUCGAUGUUAACUCAUCUGUUCUCAACGACGAAUUCAUCGCCCAUCGUCUAGGUCUCGUUCCUCUCACCAGUGACCGUGCAAUGAGUAUGCGCUUCUCUCGCGACUGUGACGCAUGCGACGGUGACGGUCAGUGUGAGUUUUGCUCCGUCGAAUUUCAUCUCAGAGCUAAAUGUAUUAAUGAUCAAACCCUAGAUGUUACCAGCAAGGAUCUUUACAGUUCCGACCAUACUGUUGUUCCUGUCGAUUUCUCUGAUUCCAGCUCUGCUUAUGGCACUACCGAGAAUAAGGGGAUUAUAAUUGUGAAGUUACGUCGUGGACAAGAGCUUAGGUUAAGAGCAAUUGCUAGAAAAGGGAUUGGAAAAGAUCAUGCUAAAUGGUCUCCUGCAGCAACUGUUACGUUCAUGUAUGAACCAGAAAUUCAUAUAAAUGAAGAGUUGAUGCAAACUUUAACUCUUGAAGAGAAAAGAGCUUGGAUUGAAAGUAGUCCUACUAAAGUCUUUGACAUUGAUCCUAAUACCCAACAGGUUUUCGUGUGUGAUCCGGAGGCGUACAUUUACGAUGAAGAAGUAAUCAAGAAAGCUGAAGCAAUGGGAAAACCUGGACUUAUUGAUAUCCGAGCUAAAGAAGAUAGUUUCAUAUUCACUGUGGAGUCUACUGGUGGAGUCAAAGCGGCACAGCUGGUUCUUAAUUCCAUUGAUAUUCUUAAGCAAAAGCUUGAUGCUGUUCGAUUGUCGGAGGAUACUGUAGAAGCUGAUGAACAGUUUGGAGAAUUGGGUGCUCAUAUGAGGGGAGGGUGAUUAUUGUCUGUUUUAUUGGGUUUUUUUGAUUUUGGAACCUCUUUUCUGGCUGAUUCUUUCGGCUAGAUUAGGCUAGGCUAGGCUCUCCCUCUAUGUUAAAUUUCUUCAUGUAAGGGUCUGUCUUUGACAUGCUGACUUGAUAGGUAUUUCACUUUGAUCACAGUUAAUUAAUAUCUAUAGUUCUUUGUGUUUCUCAAC
Molecule: messenger RNA, 1225 nt
Organism: Impatiens glandulifera
Lineage: Eukaryota; Viridiplantae; Streptophyta; Magnoliopsida; Ericales; Balsaminaceae
Product: DNA-directed RNA polymerases II, IV and V subunit 3-like
Exons: 3
Coding region: 68-1027 (319 amino acids)
Biological process (GO): DNA-templated transcription
Cellular component (GO): RNA polymerase II, core complex
Molecular function (GO): DNA-directed RNA polymerase activity; protein dimerization activity; DNA binding
Source: RefSeq, a predicted model, not a curated record